AUGGUCCGAAAAUGGAAGGUGGGCGUCAAAGGGAAGGGGAUGAGCAGCAAAAAGGGGCACCUGUCCAACGUCCGUGACACUCACGGCGCAAUCUCUGACCUAGUUCGGAGCAAGGAGGGGAUCUACCAGGAGUACUUUGGUGGAAUCACCGAUCUCCUGGAGAGUGAGCCCUCGAACGAUGAGGGGCACUUAGAGUCGGACCUGGACUGGGCGGAGAUGGAGGAGUUUGACAUGGCGGAGCCAGAUUGGGAGCCGGGAUCAGAGGCAGAGCAGGGUCGGGAGCAGGAAGCGGAGAAGGGGCCGGAGCAGGCGCAGGAGUAG
Dichomitus squalens LYAD-421 SS1 is the source of this 321-nucleotide messenger RNA. RefSeq lists its product as uncharacterized. The record is from RefSeq and is a predicted model, not a curated record. The coding region runs from base 1 to 321 and encodes 106 amino acids. Lineage: Eukaryota; Fungi; Basidiomycota; Agaricomycetes; Polyporales; Polyporaceae. The transcript has a single exon.